AUGGGCAAGAAGCUGCGCAAAGUAACGUUCAAAGAUGGAUCCUUUCUCAAGUCGGCGUUUAACCACAUUUCUCACACGACUGGUUCCUGCACCGCCCGUAUAGCGAUAUCCGAUGUAUGCUUCCCUGUGGAAUUCCGAGUCCUCCCUGUUACCUCGCAUGACAUUAUACUGGGCUGCGAUUACCUUCAAGAGCAUCACGCCAUUAUCGAUCACUCUCGCGGUGAGAUCACUCUGCCUACAGGGCCGGUCUACGCCAGUGAGGCCGACUGCGGCGUCCUUAAACUGCACGUUGAGCACGAUACCGUGCUUCCCCCUCGUACUACCAUAUUCAUAGAUGCAGUCUCCUCUGAAGCAUCGUCUACUCCUGAGGUGAUACUGUCUCCUCACCAUACUCCGCUCGCACGCAAGGUUCUCGUUGCUCCGUUCUCCCUCUCACGAAUUGACGGCGGAAAGACGUCUCUCCCUGUCAGCAACACUUUAUGGGAGCCUGUCCUGUUGCCGUGCGGAUUUGUCGUUGCCACCUUGGAACCCGUGAAGCUCGGCGCCGUGCAUGCUCUCGGAAAUUCCGCCGACGCCGCGGUAGCUCUCCCUCAUCCGGUGCACGACUCGGCCCUAUGUCGAACUGUUUCUCCCUCGCUUGACGAUCGGAGUAGAGGCAUGCUUCUGUCCUUAUUACGAAAUUAUGCACAUUUAUUUGACCUCGACAAAUCACCUCUUGGGGUUGCACGCGACGUGGAACACUCAGUUGACACUGGCUCUGAAAGGCCUCUUCGACAGAGACCGUAUCGUGUUUCUCCCGCCGAACGACAACAAAUUGAUAAAGAGGUCGACCAAAUGCUGUCCAAAGGAAUAAUCCGUCCUUCCUCGAGCCCUUGGUCCUCACCUGUCGUCCUGGUUCCUAAGAAGGAUGGCUGUAUACGUUUUCGCAUUGAUUACCGACGUCUCAACAAAAUAACCCAUGCCCCGGAUUGA
Messenger RNA from Ornithodoros turicata, 972 nucleotides. RefSeq lists its product as uncharacterized. NCBI's taxonomy places the organism in Eukaryota, Metazoa, Arthropoda, Arachnida, Ixodida, Argasidae. The transcript has a single exon. The record is from RefSeq and is a predicted model, not a curated record. Bases 1 to 972 code for a protein of 323 amino acids.